GCUUUAGCGCGUCGCUUCCAACGGUGAUUGGAGCCAGAACCUUGCAGCCGUUAUGGAGAUCGUGAGAUCCCACCGGCAGCUCGCGGCGGCUGGCAGAGGAGGAGGCGGCGGCGGCGGGGCGGGAGGGCUGCCGACGUACCGGGUGGCGCCGGAGCUGGAGGUGCGGCUGGAGGAGUUCGAGCUCUUCGCCAUCGACCGCCUCCGAGUGUUGAAGGGGAUCGCCGAUGGGCUCUCGCGGGGGAAGAGGCCGGAGGAAAUGGAGAAAUUGGUCAAAGAGUUGUGGAAGGCGCACAUGAGGCACCAUGACCCCGCAGAGACUUUGAAUAAGGACAUAAUAUCUCACUUUGUUCUCCGUCUUGUCUACUGCAGAACGGAAGAACUGCGCAAGUGGUUUCUCUCCAUGGAGACUACGCUUUUUCGCUAUCGCUUUCGGCUGGAGAGUCCUGAAUCGCAGAGGAUGCUUAUGAGUGAGUUCCAACUUCCAUACAAAGCAUUGCCACACUUGGAAUUUGAGGCUGUGAAAGACAAGUUGAGCCAAGUUGCACGUACCAUUGGUCAGUCUGCAACUGUUGAAUCUGUGUUCUUCAAGGUACCUUUCGAAGAAGUUCCAGAUCUUGUUGCCAGUCGGCGAGUAUUUCUUUCAAAAGGAUAUGCUUAUGUUGCAAUGAGUCAGGUGGUUUCGCUUGUGGUUACCCAAUUCCGCUGCAAUAUCUCGAAGGCACUUGUUUUAACAAAUAGGAAAUGGACGGCCGCCAUUAAGGAGCAAGAAAAGGAUAGGUUGACUCCUAUCGUCGAGGCAUUAAGUAAUGCAUAUUUUGGACCUGAUUACUCACAGCCAAAGGAUGCUGUUGAGAUUUCUCUGAAGGAUAUUGACCAACUGGCUAAAACUUCAUUCCCUCUUUGUAUGCGUCACAUGCUAGAAAAGUUGAGAGAAAACCAUCAUCUGAAGCAUGGGGGCAGAAUGCAGUUUGGUCUUUUCCUUAAGGGAGCUGGACUAAAGUUGGAAGAUGCUCUAGCAUUUUGGAGAGCAGAAUUUUCUCAAAAGGUUGGCUCUGAGCGAUUUGACAAGGAAUAUGCCUACAGUAUCAGGCAUAAUUAUGGAAAAGAAGGAAAACGAACAGAUUACACUCCGUAUUCAUGUCAAAAGAUUAUCUCUGCAACACCUGGUGUUGGUGAUCACCAUGGUUGCCCUUAUCGACAUUUUGGUGAAGAGAACUUGAGAGCAGCUCUCAAUAAAAUGGGAAUCAGUGGACAUCCAUUGGAAGAUAUAAUGGAUAAAGUGAAGAACAGACACUACCAGCUAGCUUGCACCAUGACUUUUGAGGCAGCACAUGGUAUCUCAUGUGAUACUGGAAUCAAUCAUCCUAAUCAGUAUUUCAGUGAAAGCCAGAAAGUCUUGAAAGCGAAGAAUCAAGCAGUGCAGAGCCAAGCAAUGACCUAAAUUGUAAUGCUGCUGCCCAAAGUCUAUCAAAACAUAGAAUAUCAGGAAAGCUACAACUAAUUCUUACCUGCAGUCUCUACAGCAGCUCGGCUUCGUAUCAAGAUUCGUCCUUGCUGGUAAUGAUUUGGAGAAAAACAAAUGCUAAUCUUUAUCCUGAUGCCUAGAGGGAAUACUAUUAUUGCUCUGUGGUUUUCAUAAUUCCAACGGCAGGAUGUCGUCCCCCAUAAGUGAUGGAUGCCCCUGUAAAAAUAACUUAACCACAGAAAGUAGAUAGAACCGUACAAGUAUGUACUUUGUCAGAUCCCAUGUAAUCCGUGAUUCUGGCUGUAAUUAGGGAGUUCUGCACACCCCAGAUCAGUUCAGUUGUGCUCUAAUAUUUCUAUAAUCACAAACUUAUUUGACGCAAAACAAUCGUGCUGAUUCUGCAAUUAUU
This is a messenger RNA of Oryza brachyantha (malo sina), 1874 nucleotides long. RefSeq names its product probable DNA primase large subunit. The record is from RefSeq and is a predicted model, not a curated record. Gene Ontology annotation, biological process: DNA replication, synthesis of primer. Gene Ontology annotation, cellular component: alpha DNA polymerase:primase complex. Bases 53 to 1441 code for a protein of 462 amino acids. The transcript has 20 exons. Lineage: Eukaryota; Viridiplantae; Streptophyta; Magnoliopsida; Poales; Poaceae.